AUGGUUGGAAACGAAGGAGAUUUCUCGGCACUAUCACUCUCAUGGAUGAUACAAGUUACUUCAGCCCCCGUCUACGGCUAUGGAGCUCCGGCCAUAACUACAUGGAAGGAUUCGCGCGCGGGUAUUCAGAGCAAAAAGGGCAAGCCUUGGGCCGUGCCUCUGCCGGGAGGCUCAGGCGAUAUGAUAGUCCUUCCUCAUCACUGUGGAAAAGAAUUUUUCAACUUACCGAAAGAUAACCUCAGCAUGAGGCACAUGAUGUCAGAUGAAAUCAACUUCAACCACAUCCUGGAUGCUGCCUGGAAGGUUCCCGUCGAGGCCAUGCAAGCAUGCAACAAGCCGAGCGCCCUGAAAAAACUAGAUCCUCUUAUCAUGAAGGAGGCUGAUAAUAGCAUUAGUCAAGCCAUGGGCUCAUCAAAGAGCUGGAACGAAGACUCUAUUUUCAAUAUAUCACUUCAGGUUCUAAUUGACACGGGUGUUCUCCUUGUUUUCCAUCCUGGCUUUGGGCGAGAAGCAGGACUUGCAAAACAAAUGGGUGAAUAUGUCGGUCAAGUUGAAGCACGAACACAUCUCUACGAGUCAAUGCCCCGGAUAAUGGGACCUCUUCUGGAAUUAUUCGCGCCUGAGUGUCAUCAGAUCAGAUCAUCCAUGAAAUCAAUGAAAAAGACAAUCGUGCCGGAACUUAGACGUUUACUUAAGCAGAAACGAGCGAGUCCACCAACCAAUGACGACCACUUCUACGCCAGCUCAAUGAUUGAACUUGCGCUGAAAAAGGGACCCCUAACCCGCAAUGGAGUGACGAAGGAUGAAGAACACCACAUUGAUAUGAUGGCUGAUGAGACCAUGUUCAUGUUCUUUGAAGCGGUCGAACCCACAACCAUGAUUCUAGCCGCUUUCAUUGCCCGAUUUUUACGCCAUAGAGAGUUCCUCGAGCCGGUCAGGCUCGAACUGGAACAGGCCCUGAAAUUGAAUGAUGGCAAAUGGAACUUCGACCUCUUCAAUCACACCCCGAGGUUUGAGAGCUUCAGCAGGGAGGUCCUACGCAUGGACUGCAUCAAUAUGGUUGCCGGUAGUCGUCAAAUCGUUAAGGAACCAGUCACAAUCAAAUCACUUGGCAUGACUUUCGGCCCUGGAACGAACCUCACUACAUCUGGUGCAUUUACCCAUCUAGAUCCUGACUUCUACCCAGAUCCUACAAGAUUCGAUGGCAACCGUUUCUAUAAACCUGAUUCAGCAGCCAGCGACAUCCUCCGCGAUACGAUCUCACCUAAUGAACAAUGGGUGUCUUUCGGACUUGGAAUCUCGUCAUGUCCCGCAAGGCUACUGGGGACCAGGCUGUGCCAGAUCAUGGCCGCAAAGAUACUCUUGGGUUAUCACAUAGAAUUGGCACAUGAAGAUGGCAAAUGUCCAGAUUUCAAUAUAUAUGUGGAUGCCGUCGGAAUUCUGAACCCAGAGAUCAGGAUGAGAUACAAAAGCCGGCAGUAA
Messenger RNA from Trichophyton benhamiae CBS 112371, 1482 nucleotides. RefSeq lists its product as uncharacterized. The transcript has 6 exons. The coding region runs from base 1 to 1482 and encodes 493 amino acids. Lineage: Eukaryota; Fungi; Ascomycota; Eurotiomycetes; Onygenales; Arthrodermataceae. The record is from RefSeq and is a predicted model, not a curated record. Gene Ontology annotation, molecular function: oxidoreductase activity, acting on paired donors, with incorporation or reduction of molecular oxygen; iron ion binding; heme binding.